AUGAUUACUGGAAAAAUUAUUUUAAAAUCAGCUACAAAAUUAACACUUGAUCAAAGAUUUAGCGAAAUUGCUAAACAACCUGUACCAAUACCGCGUAUUCAACAACAAACUAAUGUAACAAUUCCUAAAUUUCGACAAGAAUUAUUUGGAAAUAAACCAUCAGCAACAUUAAGCGCUGCGAAUCGUCUUAAAAAGCGAAGCAUUAAUUAUCGACUUGGUUUUGGUAAUAAUGCUGCUAUUAUUAAUCGUCAAUAUACAAAUCCACGAACAGCACCUGUUUUUCAACGUAUUAGUCUUGGAAAUCGAAGACGUGGCGGUAGUGGUGGUAAUUCGUUCUUAUAUGGUGGACAAAGUGGUAUGGGUUUACGACUUCGAGGACAAGGUCGAGUUGGAACACGUAUAUUUCGUUCUCGAACACGCGGUUAUUUAAAUAAUAAUACAAUUAGUCGAUUUAGUGGUUUUAACAGACGUGGAAAUAAUAAUAAAAAUAAUAGAGGUCGACGUUUUGGAAAUAGACCAAAUCGAGGACGUCCUAAUGCAAAUAGAAAUUUUAUGCGAGGACGUGGAAAUGGUCGAAAUCAAAAUCGAAAUAAAAAUAAUAAUAAAAACAAUAUAAAUUUGACAAAAGAAAAUCUUGAUAAUGAUCUUGAAAAAUAUAUGGCAAAAACAAACAUUGAUAAUAAUUCAAUUGAGAUGAACACUAUUUAA
Messenger RNA from Rotaria sordida, 708 nucleotides. The record is from the annotation of a GenBank genome assembly. Lineage: Eukaryota; Metazoa; Rotifera; Eurotatoria; Philodinida; Philodinidae.